Molecule: messenger RNA, 1440 nt
Organism: Drosophila elegans
Lineage: Eukaryota; Metazoa; Arthropoda; Insecta; Diptera; Drosophilidae
Product: serine protease inhibitor 77Ba-like
Exons: 4
Coding region: 91-1314 (407 amino acids)
Molecular function (GO): serine-type endopeptidase inhibitor activity
Source: RefSeq, a predicted model, not a curated record
GCCAUUUUACUAUACAUUUGUGAAUAGAGAAGUCUUGGGUGUCAAGCCACAUAGUUAUAGUACACGGUGUUCAAUAUCAUUACAACUCCCAUGACGAUGGGGCUCCCUUUGCUUUUGGUCUCUAUUGUCCUUUUUUUGGCGCCGGAGCAAUAUGCCCAGUCGACAAUGGACACCGUAUCCCAGGGACUUGAAAAUUUUUCCCUCGAUUUCCUGCAACGCGUAGCCUUGAUCAGUGAAAAAUACAACCAUAACUUCAUGAUAUCGCCCUUCUCCGUGUGGUCCCUCCUGGUGCUCCUCUACGAGGGAUCGGAAGGGGUAACCCGCAACCAGCUGCGCCAGACCCUGCGCAUCAAUGUGGAUGACAAGUCACUACGAAGCUUCUACGAGGCGCGGGGACAAUUGCUGAACACCGCAACAUCCGGAGUCGAUGUGGACUCUUUGCUGGCCAUUUACACCGACAAGAGGUAUUCAAUCAAGAGAGGCUACCGGGACACCAUCCAGAACUACAAAGUCCAGCCCCACCAGGUGGACUUCUACGCCGAGGACACGGUGCGCCGGAUCAACGACGCCAUAAAGAGCAGCACCCGAGGUCUUAUAAAAGGCUCUGUGAAGCAACAGGAUUUGCAGGGAGCCAAGAUGUUUCUGCUCUCUGCGCUUUAUUUCAAGGGCCAGUGGAAGUUGCCCUUCAACAAAACCCUGACAAGAGAUGAGCCCUUCUACAACGAGAAGGGUGAGGUCAUCGGCCAGGUACCCAUGAUGGUGCAGGAAGCGAACUUCGCCUACGCCUCCAACAUAGAGGGCCUGAAUGCCUAUGCCCUGGAGCUGCCCUAUGGAGCCGAGGAGAGGGUUUCUAUGAUCGUGUUGCUGCCCAAACGUGGCGUCAAACUAAUGGACUUGGCCAACAAUCUGAAGACCAUCGGAUUGCGGCCCAUCCUUCAGAAGCUGGCUGCCUUCAGGAGUACUGCCCCUAUGGACAACGUGGUGGAGGUCCUGAUGCCCAAAAUCAAGACAUCCUCGAAGCUCGCAUUGAAGACUAUCCUUAUGCAGAUGGGCAUUCGGGAUCUGUUCGAUGAGCGUUUCGCCAACCUGAACCGCAUCGCGUUGGGAUUGUUUGCUUCACAAGUCGACCACUCCACCAAGAUCAUUGUGGACGAGGAAGGCACCACAGCGGCAGCGAUUACGGUGGCUUUACUGGUUAACAGGGCCGCUCCGCCCAAGUUCCAGAUGAACAGGCCCUUCCAGUACAUGAUCGUGGAUAAGGCGACUGGCCUGCUGCUCUUCGCCGGCCAAGUGAGGAAUCCCAAUGAGGAAUAAAGGUCAGAGCCGGACUUUAGUCAUAAUCCUCUUUUUAUGGAUUCUUGGUUAUACCGUAAAUAUGAAUAAAAUGACUGGUUUAUAACGAAAUGUUAUAAUCAAAAGUCCGAUGCUGAAAUAUAAAAA